Molecule: messenger RNA, 2935 nt
Organism: Helicoverpa armigera (cotton bollworm)
Lineage: Eukaryota; Metazoa; Arthropoda; Insecta; Lepidoptera; Noctuidae
Product: mitochondrial uncoupling protein Bmcp
Exons: 7
Coding region: 283-1167 (294 amino acids)
Biological process (GO): mitochondrial ADP transmembrane transport; mitochondrial ATP transmembrane transport
Cellular component (GO): mitochondrial inner membrane
Molecular function (GO): ATP:ADP antiporter activity
Source: RefSeq, a predicted model, not a curated record
CGCCCUUCUGCUUUCUGUGGAUUUUCGUUAUCUGUGGUGACGUGCGCCCAAGGCCGGAAGGUGUGCGGUUCUUCGUUAUCGAAAAUAAAUUAUUUUAUUAUUUUUCUAUAACUUAUCUUAACAUGCGAUAGUUCCGUGCGAAAUACGUUACUUAAGUUUUAGAGCGUUCGUGUGAAAUUUUCGCAUUUCAACGGCAACAUAUCUGUGAAUUAAAGCGACUGGGAUAGGGAAUCACCGGUUCCCGACGUAAACAUUUGAAUUUCUUGGAUUUCUUCAUGUGUGAUGGGAGAUAGUGACUGGAGACCGUUUAUUUACGGCGGCCUUGCGUCGAUCGUCGCCGAAUUUGGUACAUUCCCAAUAGACACAACAAAGACUCGUCUGCAGAUCCAGGGUCAGAAGAUAGACCCUCGCCAUGUGGAGCUCCGAUACACGGGCAUGGUCGACUGCUUCGUCAAGACUUCCCAGCAGGAGGGGAUCAAGGCAUUGUACUGCGGCAUCUGGCCAGCUGUCCUCCGACAAGCGACCUACGGCACGAUAAAGUUCGGCACAUACUACUCGCUGAAGUCCUGGAUCGCGGCGAACCGCGCUGAUGGUGGCUCCAUCGAGCACCUCCCCACCAACACCUUCUGCGCGGCCUUCGCAGGAGGCCUGUCCAGUGCCAUAGCAAACCCCACUGAUGUGCUUAAAGUUAGGAUGCAGGUAGGCGACGAGAAGCGCGGUCUGGUCCGCUGCUUCGGCGAGAUCUACCGGCUGGAGGGGGUGCGCGGGCUGUGGCGCGGCGUGGGCGCCACGUCGCAGCGCGCCGGCGUCAUCGCGGCCGUGGAGCUGCCCGCCUACGACGCCUGCAAGAAGCGCCUCACGCCCGCGCUCGGCGACUCGCCUCUUAAUCACUUUGCGUCCAGCCUCAUCGCCAGUCUAGGGAGUGCUGUGGCUAGCACGCCGCUUGAUGUUAUACGGACGCGGCUAAUGAACCAAAAAAAAUUGAAAGGUCAGGUGGUCAAGUCUACUGAGACGAUAUACAAAGGCACGAUAGACUGCUUCCUACAGACGGUCCGCAACGAGGGUUUCCUGGCACUAUACAAGGGCUUCGUGCCGACAUGGCUGCGCAUGGGACCUUGGAACAUCAUCUUCUUCCUCACCUACGAACAGCUCAAGAUCCUCUACUGAACUGUGACCUAGUCAUAUUGCCUGGGAAUGUACGGCAGCUGAUGAUAUGAUGAUGACGCUGAAUAAAGCUAGUCAGCGGGUCGAGAUGAGUGAGCUUAUUGUUCGUAGUUAUAGCGACUGCACAUAACUGAUAUACAUACUAUCUACCUAUAGCUAUACUAUCCUCGUCACCACAAACAAUAGACAAGUAGAAGUAGAAAUAUGGGGGUACACUGAAGACUUAUUCAAUCCCCUCCACUAGUAAUGUUAGACCAAUAGCGAAUUUAGACCUUAAAACAGUCGAUAUAAAGCACCUUUUUGAAUCAAUGUACAGAAUAUAACGAAACUAGAAAGUAUAGGUGUCGCUGCUUAAUAGUAAGGGUUAUUUAAAAUUAUUGAAAGAGCUUUUGUAGGUUAUUUUAUGUUAAAAUCGUGCAGAAACUCGCUUUAUUUAUUGAGGUUCCUUCUUAGAUUUUAAGUUAAAGGUUUUGUGAUAAGUUGUCAUUGUAUUAUACAGAAUUUUUAAUAUGCUAAAAUUAUGUUGAAGUUGGUUCAGUUGUUGGGAGAUCUGUGUAUAAUACUGAUGUACUAUUUCCGAUGGGAUUUAAGCGUAAAAGUAGUGAUGUCUACUCACUUAGUAAUUAAGCGUAGUUUACACUAAUCUGUAUAUUUUAUACGUGUUGAUGUUAAUUGUUGACUUUUGUGAAUGUUUAUCUUCGAGAAAUAUCUUCGUAUUUCUGAUUGUUAUGGCACACAAACGCUGUAUGUGUGUACUUAUGUAACCAACGCUAACUUGUAUGACAUUUAAUGAUGCUUUUAAUUAUAAGCUGUGGUGCAGAGUGUUGUGUCAUUUUGUGGUUUGUGAACGGUAAGGACUGAAAGUCUAAAGCCUGAGAUGAUGAUGAUGAUGUGGUGAUGAUAGACAUAUCAUGAGCGAAUGAGAUUAAAGCACGCAGUGCUGACUUUUAGACGAAUAUUAUUGUUAAUAUUAUCGGUUUUUGUACAGUUAUUUUGUAGUUAUUAUGUGUUGAUCUAUGAGCCUUAAAGCCUUUUAUAUGUGAUUGUAUUGUCAUAAACUGGCAUGACUAUGAUCAUAAGCUUGUAAAAUAAAUUUAAUAUUGAAGCCAUAGAGAGAUGGUUGUACAACUACACUGGCCAUUAAAAUAUUUUCUAUAGCGAGACAUAUAAAAUGUUGCAUUUUUAAAUACAUUGUAUGAUUUUUGGGGUAUUCUUGAACAUUUUUGUAAAUACAAACGAUGAAGAGAAGAAAAAGUGGUUGUAAAGAAAACUUUUUAGAUUUUAAGUAGAACAUUUUUAUUUAUACAAUGUUUUAUUUUGAAAGUAACUUUUAAUAUUUUUAUCCUUGUACGUUCAAAGUUCUUUUCUUCAAAUAAAAUUUCUAUGUUUGUUAAAUAAAGCAUUUUUCCUUGAUAAAGAAAUAGAUCUUUAAAAUACUUUGGGCCAGCUCUCAGUUUUCCAAGGCUGUUUAUAAGACAACAUUUUAAAUAAUCAAUACAAAUUAAGCAAGUGUUGCCCACUUCGCAAGUCACGAAGUAAGGUCAAGUACGCAAGUCUAUUGAACUCUAUUUCAAUGUAAGCUAUGUUGAUAUUCCCUUUGGCAUAGAAUGCCGCUUCGGUAAGUGUUUUCUGGCUCUAAGUAUGUAUACCUAUGUAUGAAUGUAUGUAAAUGUCGUGUGAAACACUAAAUAUAGAAGCUUACUGUGAAUAUACACUAGGUACAAAGAAUUAGCCAAAUUAAUAUAAUCCAAAUAUACACACUUGUAUAGUA